This is a messenger RNA of Andrographis paniculata, 2409 nucleotides long. Its product is annotated as probable polyamine oxidase 4. The coding region runs from base 191 to 496 and encodes 101 amino acids. Lineage: Eukaryota; Viridiplantae; Streptophyta; Magnoliopsida; Lamiales; Acanthaceae. The transcript has 7 exons. The record is from RefSeq and is a predicted model, not a curated record.
UACUUCGACAGCUUCGUCUCCUUGGCAGUCACCAUUCCGCUUGGGAGGGGCGCCGGGAUCGUCGUCGGAAAUAAAGCCGCGGGAAUCAUUUCUCAUAGUUGUAGAAUCUCGGCAGCAGUGGAGGCGGCAGAGAAGAUGAUGGCAGAGCCUUUGAUAUUGAAAUGAGGCAAUCAGUUGGGCACUUUUUGACAUGAAUGGCAACCAAGUUCUCCAAAGUAUUGUUACUGAAGUUGGAGUUGCAUUUAAGAAAAAUCUUAAGGAGAUGGAUAAAGUGAGGAACGAACAGAGCAAUGACAUAUCUGUCAAGGAAGCAAUAUCAAUUGUGAUGGAUAGGAACCAAAAUUUAAGGCAAAAAGGCGUUUUGUAUGAAGUCUUACAAUGGUAUAUUUGUAGGAUGGAGGCUUGGUUUGUUGCUGAUGCAGAAGACAUAUUGCUGGCUUUCAAGAGGAAAUUCGAAGACAGAAUGUCUGAAUGUCAGGUAUUAAUACUUAUCUAGGAAAGGGUCGUUUACGAACACUUCAAAAUCUAUACAAAAUUUUGAUAUUUUGAUAUUUGACAUGGUUUACAAUGACAAGAACUCGACCUGAUGAAGAGGUGAAGCUAGUAUUCCUUAAUAUUUCAUUUAAGAUGUGUUAAAAUAUUUUCAUUUACUGAAAUCAUUCUUCUUCAGACAGUUGAAAGAUUGAUAGAGACAGGGGAUAGUGAGCAAAUUUUUUAGAAUGCAAUCUGCCAGAAAAGCCGAGGACAGGUGUAUGAAAACUCCAAUUUGUUUGUUUGCCCAUCCGUUUCCAUUUUCUGUUUUUUCUCUAUCGCAGUGUUUUAUGAAUUGUUGGCAUAUAUAGAAGAAACACGACAUAGAAUUUUAAUUUGGUAGUCAUAUAUUUGUCUCAACUAUAAAACUAGACUAAAUUUGUGCAGCCAUUAAAUAACACAUAGUAUUGAUGUAAAUGAUGUCAUUUGAAAUUCAAGAGCGGCAUGAAGCAGCUAAAGAUUUAGAGAAAAGGCUUUUGGAUCUGCAACAGGUAUAUUAGAUUUUUCUCAUAUUUAUUGAUGAUCAUAUGCAUUCAGGUUUAGAAGUGAAGCUCAUGUUUCUCAGAAAGUAUAAGAUGUUUCCCAAGGUUAAGAUGAAUUGAUCCCUAUAUUUUUCCAUGUGUUUCCUUUGAUAAUAAUACCGAACAUAUGAUCAGUGUGAGGUUCUGAGCUGAUUAGCUUGUUAGCAAAUUCAGUUUAUGAUUAGUUUUCUGAUACCCCAAAUCCCCAGCCAUUCCUACUUCAAAAGUUUAGAUGAGAUAUACAUUGCAAAUCUGGCUUUUUCAUAUGAAGCAUAGCUGGGAAAAUGAACCGGAGAAACAAAUUGAAAACAUCCAUGAAGACUUAUAAGUUCUUGUCCUUGUUCUAGUUUGAUUGUACUAAAUGCUUAUAGCCUUUCAAUUUAUCAUAUCAAUCCAAAUUCAUAGGCUCUGCACAAUGUGAGAUAAUAAGAAAGAUAAUAAAACCAAAUGAUUUACCUAAAUUUACUAAUUACCCUACUAAAUUAUCAAUUUACUAUUUAUAUCAUACUAAUAGUUCUAUUUCACACUCCUUUAUCUAUUGUUUCUUAUUUUCUUCUCUGUUUGCUAACUCCGUAUCAUUUAGUUUGUUCCAUUGAUAAAGUUGGAUCAAAAUUUUGAGUGUGUUUAUUUGGUGUUAAUAUUUUGAAGUGUUUUUUUCUUUUUGGUGAGGUAUUUCGAAAUAUGUGCAAAAUUAUUAAAAUGUUAGAUUUAUCUCAAGUAUUUUUUAUGUUUGAGGAUUUUGAUUACUCUUUAGAUGUAUUUCUUAGCAGUUUAUCUUUUUCAUUUGUGUCAACAAGCUUGUCCAUUUUUAAAAUUAUUCAGUUUUGCUCGUGGUUAGGUUGCUCUAGCACAUUCUUACUCGAACGUGUCUUAUGUUUCAAUUUGGCAAGACACAAUAUAGCUGUGAUGAGGCUUUACUUUCAUCGGUGCAUCGGGAUAAGAAGAAGAGGAUAUUUGGACUUAGGUUGCUAGCAUCGAUAGUGUCACCGGAUCACAACUCAUUCACUAGUGAUGGUUGUAUGCCUAGUGCUCCAACAACUGAGAGUCGGCUAGCGCACAUGGAGGAACGGUUUGACCGUUUUGAGAAUUACGCCCGACCGGACCGCCACGACCCCGAUGGCAAGUCUGGUGGUCCACCUGUUUGUUGAUUUUCAUACCAAGUAUUUGAACUUUACUAUUUCAUGGAUUUUACUAUUUUAAAUAUACGGUUAUAUUUACUACUGUUUGUGGUAUCCAUCGAUUAUGGAACCAUAUUUAUGAAUAUCGUGUGAUUCGAUCGUAUUUUGUCUAUUGGAUAUUUGGUUUGAUAUGAUUUACAUUGUGGUUUGGAUUUGUGCUAUUGUAAUAUAUGAUUUGA